AUGAACACCAAUACGUUACCAAAUAUAAUCAUCGAUGGACAAGAUACGAUUAUUAAUAAUACUGAUGUUGUUAUUGAUGGUAAUGAAAGUAAUGACACAUCAAACGAAGAAAAAACAUUUUAUUCUAAGUUAAACAUGUAUAAAGAAAGUUUAAAGUAUCCCGAAAAAGUGAUGAUAUCAUUUGAUUAUUAUCAAAAUAUAAUACAGUGUUUGAAACAACCUAAAAGUGGUAAAGCAAUUGGUAUUGAUGCUAAAUUCCAUUUUUGGUGCAAGAAGCAUUUUAAAAUUGAUAUGACUUCAGGAAUUGAAAUGUUAUGUUCGGUAAAGAAUGGUCGCCGAAUUGUUGUUAUCGAAUCAUAUUUUGUUGUUUUAAAAGAUAUACAUAAAAAAACUGGUCAUGGUGCCCGUGAUAAAAUGCGCCAUGAAAUGAAUGAACACUAUUACUGGAUGCCCACUCAAGUUAUUGAUAUUUUUUUACAAUGUUGUACAUCUUGUAUAGUUAGAAAGUCUUUUAAAUUACCUGUUACACCUUCAGCUAUUGUAUCAGUUGGCUUCCUAACUCGUCUUCAAAUAGAUCUUAUUGAUUUUCGUACACGACCUGAUAAAGAUUCUCAAUGGAUUCUUCAUUGUCGUGAUCAUUACUCGAAAUAUUCUUGGGGUUAUGCAUUGAUAUCAAAAGAAGCUCAACGUAUUGCUGAUCAUCUUUUAUCAUUAUUCUAUCAAUUUGGACCUUGCAAAAUUUUACAAUCAGACAACGGCCGUGAAUUCACGGCCAGUGUCAUUAAAAAUCUUAAAAAUUUUUGGCCUGGACUGAUCAUCAUCAACGGAAGACCUCGACACCCCGAGAGUCAGGGAUUAGUCGAGAGAGGAAAUGCAACUUUAUGUCAAAUAUUAGGUAAGCUUAUGGAAGAUCAAAAUACAACGUGUUGGACAACAUGUCUUCUUCCCGCAAUAUAUUCUAUGAAUACGAGCUUGGCCCGUGGUGUAAAUAUGGCUCCAUACCAAAUAGUUUUUGGACAAAAACCUAGACUCGAUCAUGAACUAUGGAAAUUAAUAGAGGAGCAAGAUAUUGAAUUUGAAGAAGAUUUACCAGCUUCUAUUCGUGAAAGUCUUGCUGGAGAUGGUACAUCAGAAUCAACUGAACCAUCACAAGCAACUCAACCAAUACAAGAACCUGAACCACCACAAGCAACUCAACCAUUACAAGAACCUGAACCAACACAAGUAAUUGAUACAUCAAAUAAUAGUAGCAAUGUGGAAACGAAACAAUUUGAUGAACAAACUGAUGAUGACAUAACCUCAACCACUUCUCGACAUUCAGAAAUUCGUAAACGAGCAACAAAAACAUAUUUGUCCAAUGCAAAUAAGAAAAUUAAAAUUCAUGAUGAAUUUAUAAAAGAUUUGUCUUUGAAAUGUUUAAUCGGUGAAUAUGUUGGUAUUAAAAUCAAUAAAGUUGAUCGAACAAACACCGAUCCAAAAAUUUUGCCUGUCGUUGUUUUAGAAAAAAAAGAUGAUAAAAUUAAAGUUGCAUGUGAAUUUGGCAUUAUUAACCAGUGGUGGUCUUUGGAUUCUGUUGCAUUACUAUCAACUGUACCAGAAAAUUUAGUUAAUUUACAAAAAAAUGAAUUAAAAGAAAUAUCUUUCAUAACUGCUUCAAGAUUAUUUGUUCGUGGUGGUAUAAAUGGAGUUACUUGCUCAUGUAAAGGUGGUUGUAAGACAAAACAAUGUCCAUGCCGGGAAAAAAGCGUACCUUGUUCCACAAAAUGCCACAAAAACGGUGUUCGUUGUGUGAAUUUAGAAUUAGAUGAUAAAAUAUGA
Molecule: messenger RNA, 1818 nt
Organism: Rotaria socialis
Lineage: Eukaryota; Metazoa; Rotifera; Eurotatoria; Philodinida; Philodinidae
Source: the annotation of a GenBank genome assembly